Messenger RNA from Triplophysa rosa, 2131 nucleotides. RefSeq names its product leucine rich repeat containing 47 (gene lrrc47). The transcript has 7 exons. NCBI's taxonomy places the organism in Eukaryota, Metazoa, Chordata, Actinopteri, Cypriniformes, Nemacheilidae. The record is from RefSeq and is a predicted model, not a curated record. Gene Ontology annotation, molecular function: protein binding; RNA binding; phenylalanine-tRNA ligase activity. The coding region runs from base 54 to 1751 and encodes 565 amino acids. Gene Ontology annotation, biological process: phenylalanyl-tRNA aminoacylation.
AACUCUUCCGGGUUGUGCCCCAUCCACGUUCCGGGUUGAAUGAGUUGGACGGCAUGGCUCAAGAAAACACCUCACUGGACGUAUGGCCAGAAAUAGAAAAGGCAGAAAAGGAAAACAGACGUGAGCUGGUACUUCAAGGCUCAGCGGUUGACAAAAAGAUCCAGAGCUGCAGCGGAAUUCACCCGCGGCUUUAUUGCCUCGCGCUCCUAAACUACUUGGAGAUCAGUCAGUGUCCCAGUCUACAUGAGGUCAAUGAAAGCAUCAGACAACUGUCUCAUCUGCAGAGCCUGAUCCUCUGCAGGAACAAACUCACGUCAGUCCCAAAGAGCAUCGGCGAGCUGAAGGCGAUCAAAGUCCUGGAUUUGUCUGUCAAUCAGCUGCAUGUUUUGCCCGAGGACAUCUGCGAGCUGAGAGAGCUAAACACUUUAAACAUAAGUUGCAACAACAUCACAGCUCUGCCGGAGGGUCUGAGCAAAUGUGUAAAGCUCGCCAGCAUCAAUGUAUCCAAAAAUGCGCUAUCACGGCUCCCCGAGGACUUAUGGUCCUCGAAACUGGAACUACUUAGCAGCAUCAUUGCGUCCGAAAACGCGAUAGAGGAUCUGAGCAGUGAGGUUCAUAACCUGUCAGCUCUUAAGGUUUUGGAUCUCUCCAGUAACAAGCUCCAGGAGCUCCCAUCUGAGCUGGCCAAUUGCCCCAAGCUGAAGGAGAUCAAUUUUAAAGGCAACAAGCUGAAGGACAAGAGGCUUGAGAAGAUGGUGAACGGCUGCCAGACCAAAUCAGUGCUGGACUACCUGAGGGCAGGUGGAAGGGGGAAAGGAAAAGGCAAGCAGCAGGACGGAGAGGCGGGCGAGAAGGACGACACAGGAUGCAACGUCUCCAUGAAGAAAAGUGCUGGAAAGCGGAAGGGCAAAAAAGAGGUGGAGGAAGUGGACGAGCUCAACAGGAUGGUUGUGAGAGUUUUGCAGCUAUCCGAAGCACCUUCAGUUGUUAUGGUGAAAGUUUCCCCAGGUGUUAAGGACGUCCGGCCGUACAUAGUGUGCUGCAUUGUGAAGGGCAUGAACCUCAGACAGGGAAAUGCUCUCAAGAGGUUUCUAACUGCUCAGACCAAACUUCAUGAUGACAUUUGUGCCAGAAGGACGACUGCGACCAUAGCAACUCAUGACCUGGCCUUAGUUAAGGCCCCUCUUUUGUAUGACGUCAGACCUCCAGAUACACUAAAGAUAGUUCCUUUGGGCCGAAAGGAGAUUAAGGCAGCUCAACUUUUGAAGCAACUGCAACAGGAAGCCGAUGAGCAAAGAAAACAGAAAAAACGGCAAAAUGUUUCGGGACUUCACAAAUACCUUCAACUCCUUGAUGGCAAAGAUCUUUAUCCCUGCCUGGUUGACGCAGAAGAUCAUGUGAUCUCAUUCCCACCAAUCACAAACAGUGAGAGGACGAAGAUAAAGAAGACCACAUGCGAGCUGUUCUUAGAAGUGACAAGCUCCACCAGUCUGCAAGUCUGUAAAGAUGUCAUGGACACACUGAUAACAAAAAUGGCAGAGUUAAAUAAAUUGACCUUCGAGCAGAAGGAGGGCGUGGGCUCAGAUGAAGAAGCGGAUGCAGUUUCAGAUUGUCCCGCAGAAAACCCGACAUCCCAUGAACUCGCCAUUCUUCAAGUGAAGGUUAUGGAUGUUGAUGGAAACCUUAAAGUGGUCUACCCAUCAAAAACUGACCUGAUUUCUGAAAACGGCAAUCUAACAGUCAUCCGAUAACAAAAUUCCACUGCUGAGUUCUGGACUGAAUUCGUUUUUCCAUAAAAUGUUUUGUCAUCAAACAUAACAUUAAAUGAAUAAUCAUUUUGAACUGUUCUUGUUUACACUUCCUAAUAAGGAACCUUCAAAAGUGAAAUAUACAUCUUAUACCCUGUCCACUGGGCCCUUGCUUAUUCACAGGACUGGUGUUGCAUUUUAAGGGUCUCCUUUGUAACAGUAUCCAGACACUGUUCCUAAUUGUCCCUCUGACAAUGACCUAAUUCACCUUGUCCAUACCAAAUAAUGUAACGCAAAAGAUUUUGUGUAGUUGUAACUAUCACCUCUAUAUAAUAUUAGCUCCAGUCUUCAUUUUUGUCAAUUAAAUAAAUGUGACUUGUAGA